Molecule: messenger RNA, 1188 nt
Organism: Lottia gigantea (owl limpet)
Lineage: Eukaryota; Metazoa; Mollusca; Gastropoda; Lottiidae
Exons: 5
Coding region: 1-555 (184 amino acids)
Cellular component (GO): cytoplasm
Molecular function (GO): calcium ion binding
Source: RefSeq, a predicted model, not a curated record
AUGGCGCAUUCGGUACUAUCCAAUUUGGAGCAAGCCAUAUACACAGCAUUUUUUCAGGCGGCUGAUAAAAACAAAAGGGGUUAUUUAUCGAUAGAGGAGUUGGCGAGCGUAACAAAAAUGUGCGGCCUGAAUUUAACGCAAGGGGAAAUAGCGGCGGCUGAUAAAAACAAAGAUGGCCAUUUAAGUAUAGAUGAAUUGGCGUCCGUCGUCAAAAUGUGUGGCAUGACUCUAACCCAAAAAGAACUUGCGGAAACAUUUAUCGAGAUGGAUUUAAAUUGUGAUUGGAAGAUAACACUAGAUGAAUUUAUUACUGGCAUGCAUUCUUUAAGACCUGGUAAAAGACGAGUUGCCAAACUAAACCGUGAGUUGACAGAAUGUGAUAAGGGUGGUAUGGGUUUCCUGAGCUACAGAAUGAUCAGCAAUAUUGCUCGAGACAAAUCUGAUAUUACUGAAAAAGAAAUAGAAAACACUUUCAAAGAUUUAGAUGCGUCCGAUUUGAAUAAAAUCAAUUAUAAGCAGUUCAUUAAUGUUUUGGAAAAGAAAAUCACAGACUGACUGCAGAAUAACAGCAUAAUGUGGUAUUAGAUAUUUAUGAAUUAUUGUGACAUAUAUUCAAUCAUUUAAAGAUAUAUUCAGUAGCUGAUAUUCAAUGCAUUAGAAGUGUGUUAUUCAAUGCUUUAGAACUGUGUUAUUCAAUGCUUUAGAACUGUGUUAUUCAAUGCUUUAGAACUGUGAUAUUCAAUGCUUUAGAACUGUGAUAUUCAAUGCUUUAGAACUGUGUUCUUCAAUGUUUAAGAACUGUGAUAGUCAAUGCCUUAGAACUGUGAUAUUCAAUGCUUUAGAACUGUGUUCUUCAAUGUUUAAGAACUGUGAUAUUCAAUGCUUUAGAACUGUGUUAUUCAAUGCUUUAGAACUGUGAUGUUCAAUGGUUUAGAACUGUGAUAUUCAAUGGUUUAGAACUGUGAUAGUCAAUGCCUUAGAACUGUGAUAUUCAAUGCUUUAGAACUGUGGUAUUCAAUGCUUAAGAACUGUGAUAUUAAUGUUUAAGAACUGUGAUAUGCUUUAGAACUGUGAUAUUCAAUGCUUUAGAAUUGUGGUAUUCAAUGCUUUAGAACUGCGAUAUUCAAUGCUUUAGAACUGUGAUAUUCAAUUCUGUAGAACUGUGAUUUUCAAUAUGCAAAGUAUACU